ACAAAAUACGACCUUUCAAUUGAUAAAUUAAGUUGCUUCAAACAUCAAAACAAAACGCUUUCAAUUGCACUUCCCGUUGUAAUUACAGUCAUUAUAAUGAUAGUAUUAAUAAUCACUAUAUUUGUGGUGUGUCUCUUUUACAAAUCACACAAAUCAAAGAAAAUACUUCAAAAGACCACAUGCGAAUUUUCAAUGAAAAAGUCGAACAUUAACUUUAUUGAAUAUUCCCCAGGAGUCACGUUGAACAAAACAUCACUUGACUUCUCUGUUGACUUUGAUACAAUUUGUUCACUUCCAAUUGACAAACCAAGUCGUGACCUCCUCUGUGUUGGAAACAACUCGAAACACACUGUGAAAGUCCAACUUACAUACAAAACGACAAGUGAAAAAUACACCAUCAGGGUAACUCCAUCUCUUGCAACACUGUCAUCUGGGAAAGCUGUUGAAUUUGAAAUAUUUGUAACACCUCUUUGCACAUGUAGCAUAAGCGAAACCAUUGCAAUUGUCCUUCUUAAUAUGUCGAAGGGUGAGCAGAUGUCCCUCAAUUUUCCCAUUAAGUUUGAGAGUGAGAAGUCGAGUCACCUUGAUGCCGAAGAAGUUAUUUGUGAAAAGAAGAUAGGUGAAGGCUCCUUCGGUGUUGUUUACAUUGGGAAUUACAUUGGAAACAAAGUAGCAAUUAAAAAGAUGAAAGAAGUCGAACACAAUGAAGAGUCAAUGGAAGAAUUUGAAAAGGAAGUUCAGAUGUUAGACAAAUUCAGAAGUGAAUUUGUCGUUCACUUCUAUGGCGCUGUCUUUGCACGUAAUAAAGUGUGUAUGGUCACCGAAUUUGCGACGUAUGGAAGUCUUCAAGACUUGAUGAAACACAAAACUUCGAAUGAAAUUGACAUGAAAUUAAGAGUGAAAAUUUGUCUUGACGCUGCUAAAGGAAUAUCGUAUUUACACGAAAAUGGAAUACUACACAGAGACAUCAAACCAGACAACAUUUUAGUCUUUUCAUUGGAGACUAUUGAAAAGGUUAAUGCUAAAUUGACUGAUUUUGGAAGUAGUAGAAACGUCAACUUGUUGAUGACUAACAUGACAUUCACUAAAGGUAUUGGAACACCGACUUAUAUGGCACCUGAAGUGUUGAAAAAAGAAAAGUACAAGAUGAGUGCUGACAUCUUUUCAUUUGGAGUAACAAUAUACGAGUGUGUUGGGUGGUGUGAGGCGUACCCAAAAGAUGAAUUCAAAUUUCCAUGGAAAAUAGCUGAGUUCGUUAUUUCUGGAAAGCGUGUGAACAAAAAUCCAUCAAUGAGUGAUAACAUUUUCAACAUCAUCUCUGAAUGUUGGAAACAGGAUAUGAACAAUCGUCCAAAAAUAGAAGACGUUGUUCACACUUUAGAAGUGUGUUAA
This is a messenger RNA of Entamoeba invadens IP1, 1392 nucleotides long. RefSeq names its product protein kinase, putative. The transcript has a single exon. The annotation marks the transcript as partial. The record is from RefSeq and is a predicted model, not a curated record. NCBI's taxonomy places the organism in Eukaryota, Evosea, Mastigamoebida, Endamoebidae. Gene Ontology annotation, biological process: protein phosphorylation. Gene Ontology annotation, molecular function: protein kinase activity; ATP binding.